Molecule: messenger RNA, 1641 nt
Organism: Tarenaya hassleriana
Lineage: Eukaryota; Viridiplantae; Streptophyta; Magnoliopsida; Brassicales; Cleomaceae
Product: methyl-CpG-binding domain-containing protein 2
Exons: 6
Coding region: 280-1314 (344 amino acids)
Molecular function (GO): DNA binding; zinc ion binding
Source: RefSeq, a predicted model, not a curated record
UCUUACCGAGAAGAUGGAGACCCAGAGGACAAUAUCAAGAAAAGAUCCAAACUUGUGAUUCGAACUGGUUCCGUGUGGCUUCUACAUCUGCUGGAUCGGCCAACAAACUCGACAAUCGAUAGGGUUUGUCGCUGUUUCGAUUAAGCGAUCUCUCACAGAUCUCCGAUCCUCUGUUUCUCGCCCUGCUCGUACUGCCAAAAGCAAACUUUAUAGCAUGGUCGAGAUCCUCCGAGAGAGAUCAAGCAAUUAAAGAGAGAUACAUUUCUGAAAAGGUAGUUCAUGCCCAGUAUGUUGCAGCCACAGAGUGAAGAAAAUGAAACCGGGAACAUAACGGAACAAGGAAACGAAACGAAUGUCUCAAGUGUCACAGAUUAUCCAGAUGGUGGUAGUCUUCAUGUACCUGUAGGUGUCCCGUCUUCACCGGAAUCACCAUCCUCUUCACCUUUUGAGGAGGCCGAAGAUGGAGGCAACCAAUUAUCUGGAGCUACUAGUCCGAAUCAAUUGGUGGUUUAUGAAUCCAAGGGCAAUAAUGGUACAGAAGAAGGCCAACCUACCCAAUAUCCGAGCUUUUUAAUCCCGAGAUCUUUCUCCCCUUCCAAAGCAUCGCCAUCCAUCGGUGCUUUCACAGUCCAGUGUGCAAGCUGUUUCAAAUGGAGACUCGUACCCUCGAAGCAGAAGUACGAAGAGAUGCGGGAGCACAUUCUAGAAAAGCCCUUUUUCUGCGAAACGGCGCGUGAAUGGCGGCCGGAUAUUUCCUGUGAUGUUCCAACUGAUAUCUCACAAGACGGAACCCGACUCUGGGCUAUUGAUAAGCCUAAUAUCCCUCAGUCACCUCCUGGGUGGCAACGGCUGCUGCAUAUCAGAGGCGAAGGAAGUACCAAAUUCGCAGAUGUGUAUUAUGUUGCUCCGACAGGAAAGAAGCUUAGAUCAAUGGUGGAGGUUCAAAAGUACUUGGCCGAACAUCCUGAACACGUUAGUGAAGAGGCAACUCCUUCACGAUUCUCAUUUCAAAUCCCUAGACCUUUACAGGAAAACUACGUCAGGAAGCGCCCUGCUCGGGUUGUGGCUCCCGGCGACAAUACAAAAGCCCCCGAUGCUACUGAAGCAAAGCCGCUGACUUGGAUACCUCCAGAAGACCUCACAGACUUGCAGCUAGGUUUACAAACAGAACCGGGUCUCGACCCUUCUCGUGAUAUGCCGUCUAAGAAGCCGAGGAAAUCGCAGCCGCUGACUGGUGGUCUCAAUGUCGAAAAUGCUGAGGAUCAAGGAAAUGUCGAUCUGGACAAGACUGGGCAUUCCAGUGAGGGCUCCUGAUACUCAUUUGGUACCGAACCCUUCUUCUUUUUGCAUCAGAAAACAGAGAAAAACCUCGUAUCUUGUCGGAGUGUUCAUCAACCUGUUUUUGGUUUCUUGUUUUGUUAGUUUUGUUCAUGUCUGAUAGAGCAAGGCUUUGCGAGGUUGAGAGAUCAAAGGACGAGUUUCUUUUUCUUUUCUUUUUCUUUGGGUAUCGGAGAAGGGGGGAAACAAAUCACGUAGAAGAAGAAACCUAGUACGUGUUUUAGUUGUCUUGCAUGUAUUAUUAUUAUUAUUAUUAUUAUUUUUUUUUAAAUUCGGAAGCUGGCCGAAUCUUCGAUCCAACUA